Molecule: messenger RNA, 308 nt
Organism: Paraphaeosphaeria sporulosa
Lineage: Eukaryota; Fungi; Ascomycota; Dothideomycetes; Pleosporales; Didymosphaeriaceae
Exons: 1
Coding region: 10-216 (68 amino acids)
Source: RefSeq, a predicted model, not a curated record
GAUCAACGAAUGCAUCCGAAUGUGGGCAGAGCAAGUGUGGCACAGUCAAGUGGUGCGCCACGACUACGGGGUCGUUCACCAAGCUCGUCCACGCCCAUCUUGACUACUGCAUGUUGGCCAUGGCAGCCUAGCAGCGGACCCAAUCAGCUUACUCUGACAAGUACCGUCCAGACAUCAAAUCUACCCCCUGGUAACUUUAGACUAAACACACCAUGAUUAAAUGGCUCACUGCCUCGGAGCUGAACGAUCCACCUCAUAGAAUGCCUGCCUUUGUCGCUCAGCAUACUUGGACGUCAGUUAAGGUUGUU